GGGGCGGGUAGUUCCGUUUCCUGUGGCGCUGUUGCGGAGAGCGGUCUACUGUGGCGGUGGCGGAGGAGGCUCGCCUUGUCGUUGGGACUCGGCAUCGGGAGGCCUUGUGGGAUCUGUAGUCCCGGCUGCCUCGGCCCGCCGAGGGAAAGGAGGAGGGCGCAGCGAAACACCACACAGACCAUGCCCGGGUUCACGUGCUGCGUGCCAGGCUGCUACAACAACUCGCACCGAGACAAGGCGCUCCACUUCUACACCUUCCCGAAGGACGCGGAGCUGCGCCGCCUUUGGCUGAAGAAUGUGUCGCGGGCCGGAGUGAGCGGAUGCUUCAGCACUUUCCAGCCCACGACGGGCCACCGCGUCUGCUCCGAGCACUUCCCCGGCGGGCGCAAGUCCUACCUGGUGCGGGUGCCCACCAUCUUCCCCUUGCGGGGCGUCAACGAGCGCAAGGGCGCCCGUGGGAACCGGCGCGCACGCCACGCCCCCGCGCCUCCCCAGGCGCCCGCGGUCGCCGCCGCGCAAGCCGCGGUCUUGCUCGCUUUGCAGGAGGGAGCUGCUGCCGCCGCCGCGGCUGGGCAAGGUGUGCCCCGGGGAGGAGGCGCAGGAGAUGAUGUGAAGCCUAUGGACCUGACCGUGCAGGUGGAGCUGGGAGGCCCUGGGACGAUGCUCGGGGCCCCAGGGGCGAUGUUGGGAGGCCCCGGGGCAAUGAUCGGGGGCCCUGUUAGCCUGGCAUUCCUUACAGAUAACGGGCCCCUGGUGGACAGCCCGCCAGACCACUCCUACUCACUGUCGUCGGGUACCACGUCGGAGGAGUUGCUGCGCAAACUGAACGAGCAGCGGGACAUCAUUGCUCUGCUGGAGGUGAAGAUGAAGGAGAUGAAGGGCAGCAUCCGCCGCCUGCGCCUGUCCGAAGCCCAACUCCGUGAGGAGAUCCGGGAGAAGGACCGCCUGCUGCAUGCUGCCAGCAUGGGAGGGGUGGCUCGCAAGCGCCAUGGUCUCUGAGACAUACGUGCCCUCCUUAGGAUUGGGGUCCUGCUCUUCAAGUUGCUUGUUUCAUGUAGGGCAGGGGACCGAGCACAAAUCGACCUGUGUGGUAUUGUUUGCAAACAGAAGUGGCAAGAAAUGCCCAAACAGGACGAAGGGGGUGGGUGGGUGGGUGGAGGCAGGCAGGCAGGCAGUUGUAGCAAGGACAAAUGGUGCUCCACAGCUUGGUGUGGUAUUGCUGCCCAAGAUACAUUUUUGGUCCCUUUCAGUCAGGUCUACACUGUGACAGGCAAAAUCACCAGUUCUUGACUAUGUACUGACAACAUUUCCUUCUCCUGUCAGGAAGCCCAGGGUGGUGUGUGAGCAGGCCCACACUAAACUGGACCCACACACUCACUUUUUACAUGUUUUUCUGUGAGAAGUACCCACCAGGAGUUGGCUACAACAAUAUUUUUAUAUACAUAAAAAGAUGGGUACAGUCUGGAUUAUUGGUUAUCAGCUGAUGCUCUACUCGUAUUAUGUCCUGUUCAAAGCACAGUAGCAGUCAGCAGCUGCUUUGGUACUCUCAGUAAUGUUGAUUCUGUGAGAGCUGGUCCAUUUUUAGCAUUGCUGGGAAAAUGUCUCUAAUAAAGCUGGAUGUUUCCAUUAAGUGGGCGGGUGUAGGGCUAUGAGCUUCUGUCACCAGUGGGAUUAAAUUUAGUGCAAAGCUAAUUUUGAGGAACAAUAACAGUUACUUUCUACACAAGCACACUUGGGUUGUAAAUCAUUUACUCUGGAAUAGUCUAGUGAAAGUCAUGGCACUUUCCUAUGAUUAUUCUGCAGUAAAUGUCUUGGUGAUCAACGCCUUAGAAACCAUGGCCAUCAGUGGAUUUUGUUUGUUUCUCGUUAUGGAAAGAGAGAGAGAAAAAAAAUGUGGGUUGUCAUCCCCCACCCACAAACUACUGAUAUGGAGUAUGCCAUUUUUGAUGCCAAGUUCAUUUUAAUCAUUAAAGAGGGCAACUGGAGUCUGUAUUCCUAGGAUGCAGUUAUAUUUGCUGUUUUGCCCUUUUUCUGUUUCUAGUUUCAGGGGAUUAUUAUGGCCAUGCCAUAGUUGGAUGACUCCCUGCCCAUCAUGGCAUUCAACAACUGCUUCUUUUACUUCAGCAAUGAUUCAGUAGUCUCUUGUAUAGACCAGUAUUGUGUGGUUUCUUUCCUUUUCACAUAUAAUAUACUGGGAUGCAAUCUGGCUAGCGUAAGAGGAAUGAGGUUAAGUUACAGUGGCUUUGCAAACCUUUCAUACUUCUAAAUAAAUUAGCAUUCUAACACUCUCUGUUAAGAACCUGGAAGAUGUUAAUGUCACAACCAUGGACUGAUAAAUUUGUGAGAUACACUUGUACUUUUCAGAUAUUUAUGAGCCAGUUUGCAUCUCCCUGGAUAUGAAGAUGGAAAGAGAUUAGGGAGCAGCCUGCCCUAUAGCCUGAUUCACUUUUGUCAGAAAUAGAUGAACCCCCUCCCCGCCAAUAUUUGUAUGUCUGUGUAGCACCAAAUAGAUGCUUCUGAUUAUUGUAUUCAGUGUGGUUGAUGAUAUACUUCAAAUAAGAGUCCACAACGGUGUGUGUACUCUGCAUGGCUAUGCAGAGAAUGCCAGAACAUCUCAUUUCACAAAGAAAGAAAGAAAAACACAAUGCAAUAGCUAGAGUUUUUGAGUUUAUCAAACCCAUAACUAAAAAUCACAACUGUAGGCAUGUAGAUUGGCUUGUAUUUUCAAGUGUAAAAAUACCUUUGGUUGAAACUAUUGUGACUGGCAGGGAUUGGCUAGUGUCAGAAUGGCCAUCUGCCCCAUUUUUUUCCUCUUUCUUUUUUGUUACAGUAUUUUUUAUAUUUUAUAUAACAAAUCUCAAAUAGAAACCACAAGCUUGUAUUGCUUAUAUACGUUGUAUAUACCAAUAACAGUAAAAGCAAUGAAGAAAAUAUUUUUUUAAAAAAUGGAGAGGGGGAGAUUAUUCCCUCAAACAAUUAAAAAGCUUGAAAAAAUACCAUAAAGAAAACCUAUUUCUUACAUGUCCCUUGUUCGUCUGACUAUAUAUACUGUAGGUCGUAAGACAUGUUCAAUUCUUGGUGUGAUUGACUCCGCAGUUUAUUGCAGGAGGCAGCAGCACACCAUAAACUCUAACCUCAUUGGAUUUCAUGGAUGUUCUGCUGUAGUCAUUGGGGAAUUGGUCUGUUGUUUGAACAAGAUAGUAGACUGUAUCAAAUUAUUUGGCUAGAAGUUGCUAGAACAUGAUUCAGCUUGUAACUAGUAUUUUUUUUAUUUAACUACUAUCUUCUUUUUCCAAUCUUAACAGAUUUCUGUGCUGCCCCCCCCCCAUACUUCUGAAGUGGGGAAGAAAACUACAGACAAAUUUACUGCCGUGUGUUGUGCUUAGGUCAAGUUUGGUCACACACAGCUUGCAUUUUGCUCUGUAUGCAUCUGUUGAGACCUUAAGCAGCACACUAGUUUUCUUUCUUUGUAAAUAGACGGUGCAUUCUAGCUGGCUGAGAGUGUUUCGAAAGUGUGUUGUGACAAGUCAUGGUACUUUUCUACCAUCAUUAUGCACUAAAAUACGUUCAGUUGCUUGGAUUACUGGACUGGUUAUCUGUUGGACUGUUCUAGUUUACUGGUUAUCCUGAGGUGCUAGCAAAUAUGCUUAAUUUGAAUAAAAUAUAUUUUGUUUUUGUUAUACAGUACUGCAGUCUGUAAUUUGUCUGUAACAUCUAAUAGUUCUUUCUUCCUCCACCUACUCCAUGGCAUUUGCUUGUUUCUGCUUUGAUUAAACACAUUUCAGUGUUUUGUUUUCUA
Podarcis muralis (Common wall lizard) is the source of this 3799-nucleotide messenger RNA. It is a transcript of the gene THAP11, whose product is annotated as THAP domain containing 11. Gene Ontology annotation, molecular function: RNA polymerase II cis-regulatory region sequence-specific DNA binding. Gene Ontology annotation, cellular component: nucleoplasm. The record is from RefSeq and is a predicted model, not a curated record. Gene Ontology annotation, biological process: regulation of transcription by RNA polymerase II. NCBI's taxonomy places the organism in Eukaryota, Metazoa, Chordata, Lepidosauria, Squamata, Lacertidae.